AUGGGGUCUGUGUUCCCCCUGUCGCUGCUGCUUUUGUUGGCGGCCGCAUACUGGGGAAGUGGGACAGUACAGGGGCGCCGGGCUAGGCGGUCACAAGGCCGCAGGGACAGCCCUCCCGCACCCUCUGGGACCUCAGCGUCAUUCUGGGUGCGCAUAAGCCCGCAGUCCGUGGCCGUGCGGCCGGGGGUCUCAGUGUGGCUCAACUGCAGCAACAGCUGCCCCCUGCCGCCGAAUUCCAGCCUCCACACCCAGCUGCGGCGGGGCGAGACGUUCAGUGGGCCGGGUUGGGUAUCUUACCAGCUGCUCGACGUGAGGGCCUGGAGCUCCGACGUGCGCUGCUUCGUCACCUGCGCAGGAGAAACGCGCGGGGCCACCGCCAGGAUCAUCACCUACAAAGCACCGCACAGCGUCAUACUGGAGCCUCCGGUCUUAGAGGGUGGCAUGUAUACUCUGCGCUGUCACGUGAUGCGCGUGUUCCCCGUGGGCUUCUUGGUGGUGACCCUGAGGCGCGGCGGCCGGGUCAUCUAUUCUGAAAGCCUGGAGCGCUUCACUGGCCUGGAUCCGGCCAACGUGACGCUGACCCACGCGUUUCACGCCGGACUCCGCGACUUCGGGCAGCCUGUGACCUGCCUCGCGCGCCUCAAUCUCGACGGCCUGGUGGUUGGCAGCAGCUCAGCACCCAUUACGCUGACGCUCGGUGAGGCCCCCUUGUAA
Propithecus coquereli (Coquerel's sifaka) is the source of this 714-nucleotide messenger RNA. It is a transcript of the gene ICAM4, whose product is annotated as intercellular adhesion molecule 4 (Landsteiner-Wiener blood group). Gene Ontology annotation, cellular component: membrane. The transcript is spliced from 2 exons. Gene Ontology annotation, molecular function: integrin binding. The coding region runs from base 1 to 714 and encodes 237 amino acids. Lineage: Eukaryota; Metazoa; Chordata; Mammalia; Primates; Indriidae. The record is from RefSeq and is a predicted model, not a curated record. Gene Ontology annotation, biological process: cell-cell adhesion.